Molecule: messenger RNA, 11084 nt
Organism: Oncorhynchus keta (chum salmon)
Lineage: Eukaryota; Metazoa; Chordata; Actinopteri; Salmoniformes; Salmonidae
Product: zinc finger and BTB domain-containing protein 43-like
Exons: 2
Coding region: 180-1595 (471 amino acids)
Biological process (GO): regulation of transcription by RNA polymerase II
Molecular function (GO): protein binding; RNA polymerase II cis-regulatory region sequence-specific DNA binding; DNA-binding transcription factor activity, RNA polymerase II-specific
Source: RefSeq, a predicted model, not a curated record
CAGACAGUGGGGGCGGGCUGCCGGUGAGUUUGUUUACAUUGCUCAUAACGCGCCAUGCGAUUCCUGGCUACGUGAUGACGUAACCUGAAAGAAAUCCGGUGGAACUCGGAAGAGAGGUGACUGUUGUAUUCUAAAUCAAAAGAUCAAAAUGAAAUCAAAGAUCUAGAACCCUGGCUGCCAUGGAGUCCGAGGGUAACGUGCUCCGCGUGGACUUCCCAAACUUCUCCGGAUCCCUGCUUCAGAAGCUCAACCAGCAACGGCAGAGGGGCCAGCUUUGUGACAUCAUCGUGGUCAUCCAGGGCCACCAGUACCGCGCUCACCGGGCCGUCCUGGCCGCCAGUUCGCCCUACUUCUGCGACCAGGUCCUCCUCAAAAACAGCGCCCGUUGUGUUUUACCCGACGUCAUGCAUCCAUGUGUGUUCGAACGCCUCCUCCUCUCUUGCUACACAGGCACCCUGCACCUACCGGCCGGCGAAGUGGUAGCCUUCCUCACUGCAGCAAGCUUCCUCCAGAUGUGGCACGUGGUGGACAAGUGCACUGAGCUUUUAGAGGUGGUAGGAAGCGGCGCAAGAACAUUAGUGCACAAGUCUUCUGGUGGGCUUGGGGACAGGCCUUCCCCUGGGGACAGCAGCUACCACAGCCCUGGGGAUGGCUCCAUGGGCCUGGAGGCUGGCGGAGUAGCAGUGGAGGGCUUUGCCAAGAUGGAAAUGGAUCAGCUCCUGGAGAACAGCUUCUCCCCAUCCUCUCUGGAGAACAACAGCACCCAGCCCGGCGGCAGCUGCUCUCCGCCGGUCGACCACGACGGCUCAGGUAGCGAGGCCACCAGCCAGGACGGGGAUGACGAGGAGGUUGGUGAGGGGGACUACCAGUACUCCAGACCAGCCUACGUCCCACCCAGCAUCAUGGGCCACAGGAAAUGGGUCCAUGUGAAGUCAGAGAGGCGUGAGGAUUGCGGGGACGGCGGGGCUCUGUUUAGCGGGGACCCUGCGGUUACUGACCCAGAGCAGAUGAACUUUAACCUCUCCCAAGCCUCGGCCAGCAAGAGCUCCCUGGGCCACAGCAUCGACGAGAAGCUGGCAGCUCAGCUGGAGGAUCGCCUGGAGGAGGACCCGCUGGACUUUUAUGGCACAUCCAUGGAGGGCUUCUCCACCGACAAGGUCGAAGGGACCCCGCUUGGGCUGAAGAACGACCUGCUAGGAGGUGCAACCGGGGGUGAGGAGAGUGCCGGUGGUUUGGAAGGAAACCCCAGUGGCCUCCAGGAAGAGACUUCCCACUCGGGCUUUGCCUCAGUGGUCUACAAAUUGUACCCCUGCCAGUGUGGCAAGAGCUUCACCCACAAGAGCCAACGGGACCGGCACAUGAGCAUGCACCUUGGCUUGCGGCCAUACGGCUGCGCCGUGUGCGGUAAGAGCUUCAAGAUGAAGCACCACCUGGUGGGCCACAUGAAGAUUCACACGGGUGUAAAGCCCUACGAGUGCAGCCUGUGUGCCAAGCGCUUCAUGUGGCGGGACAGCUUCAACAGACACACGUCCUCCUGCACCAGGGCCCACCAGGCCCGGACUGCCGUCAACGAGCAGGCUGCCCAGAUCUGCUGACCCCAGAUCAGAUUUCCAACUACAGUUCACCUCGUCAUCUCCCACAGUCCCGUAUCAGUUUCACUGAGCAGGCUUCCCAGAUUUGCUGAUCCUGGAUCAGAUUAACACACUAGCUUGGAUGACCACCCUCCAAUCAGUUUAGGUGGAUUUAGGGUUAAUCCACCCCUUUUGAUUUGAACAAAACCUUCCAUACAUAUUUGCCCAUUGUAGACGUGCUCAGAAACAGCUUUUUCUUUUACCUGAAUGCCAACAUAUUCAAAAGAUUAAGGUGCUCAAAGUUGACCCAUUCUUCAUACCUAACCAUUCCAUAAGACAUCCAUGUCUUCAUCACUGGAAAAUAUAAACGGAUUAGAUUUAUAUAAUUUGAAAAGCUUACAAACAGGGUUGUCAAACUAUUUGAUAUAUUUUGCCAUCGGUUGAGACACAACAUGCUCUUGAAUACAGGGUGGGUAUAAUGGUUUGGCUAAUAAAUGUAGUAAAAUGGGAAUAACAUUUACAUUUCAAGUGGAACCACAAAGAUGGUUGGAGGUCCAGACAUCAGAGAAUGUUGACUUGAAUGGGAAUAUCUGUUGUUUUAAAUUAUACUGUCAAUCCUCCAUAGGAAACCUAUUGAAAUCAUAGGAAUGUACAUUUGUCAUUUAGCAGAUGCUCUUAUCCAGAGUGACUUAUGUGUGAGUGCACACAUUUUAUUUCUUUUUUUCAUUUAAAAAUAAAAAUACUUGUCCCUCGUGGGACUCAAAGCCACAAUCUUGACGGAGCAUAGAUCAAAUAGAUAAUUGGAAAUAUAGAUAAUAGAAUAGACAUGAUGAUUUAAGUUUACAUUUAAUGGUGGGUUGACCGGCGGUCACCUUUGUGGUAGACUGGUAGUAGUUAAAGUUAACAUUUUAUUCAAUUAUCAUUUCAGUGGCAAAACACAAAAACCUCAGAUGAUGUGAAAUAGGGCCUAAGCUACAUAUGCAAAUAUGAAUUUUAAAAAAUCAGAGUUUACACCUUUUUAGAUCAUUGAAGUUAAAGGUUUACAUUUUUUUUAAACAUUUUUUAAUCCUUUGACACGUACCAACAAACGAGUGUGAUCCUUCUACAGUUGUCACUGCAGUGUACCCUCAAACCAGUGUGAUUAGAACAGUUAUUUAGAACGUCCAGUUUCGAUUGACACAACAGUCAGUGUUUGAUCUGGCCACACUGCUUUUUCACAGAAACAUUUAGCACAAACACAGUCCUUACAGUGCUAUGUCCUGAAUGUGACCAGUUUGCUUUUGGAUGCAAUGUUCAGACAUUGACAGAAGUGGUGACAGCAUAACACAAUUAUCCAAACUAGAAAAUGUAGGCUACAUUAGUCCUAGCGCUAACUGAGGAAAGAUUGAGGCCUGUUCUGACUACAGAUGCACAAAUGUCUGCAUACUUGAUCUGCGGAAACACUGGGGAAGUGCUUGGCUUGGGCUCUCCUCGAAGUGAGAAGUUUGUCCGGUUCAGUAAAGUCUCAAACAUAAAUUGUACACAACAGUGAAAUGUGCUACUUUUAUGUGAAUUAAUGAGGAGGUGGAACACAUCUGAAUUCAAACUGUUGUUAGAAAAUAAAACUUGUUAGAAAAUAAUUUUACAUUGACUAGUUGAAACAUAGCCGAUAGAUAAUUAGCAGGCUGCGAGGGUUAACUGUCCUCUUACUGAACGAUCACAUUUAGGAACAGUGAGUGCAUUCAUUGGGGGUGGCAGGUAGUCUAGUGGCUAGAGCGUUAGACUAGUAACCGAAAGGUUGCAAGAUCUAAUCUCCGAGCUGACAAGGUAAAAAUCUGUCGUUCUGCCCCUGAACAAGGCAGUUAACCCACUGUUCUAAGGACGUCAUUGAAAAUAAGAAUUUGUUCUUAACCUCUUUAGGGUACGUGGGACGCUAACGUCCCACCUGACCAACAUCCAGUGAAAGUGCAGGGCGCCAAAUUCAAACAGAAAUCUCAUAAUUAAAAUUCUUCAAACAUACAUGUAUUAUACACUUUUAAAGAUAAACUUGUUAAUCCCACCACAGUGUCAGAUUUCAAAAUGGCUUUACGACAAAAGCAUACCAUGCAAUUAUGUUAGGUCUGCACCUAGACACAAAAAAACAGCAAUUUUUCCAGCUAAAGAGAGGAGUCAUAAAAAGCAGAAAUAGAGAUAAAAUUCAUCACUAACAUUUGAUGAUCUUCAUCAGAUGGCACUCACAGGACUUCAUGUUACACAAUACAUGUAUGUUUUGUUCGAUAAAGUUCAUAUUUAUAUCCAAAAAUCUCUGUUGACAUUGGCGCGUUGUUAUGUUUUGCCUCCAAAAUAUUGCCUCCAAAAAGCUCUCUGAACUUUCACCAGAUUCAAUUUACAGAAAUACUUAUCAUAAAUGUUGAUUAAAAUACAACUGUUAUGCAUGGAAUUAAAGAUGUACUUCACGUUAAUGCAACCGCUGUGUCAGAUUUCAAAAAAGCUUUACGGAAAAAGCAGACCAUGGAAUAAUCUGAGUACAGCGCUCAGAGACCAAAACAAGCCAUACAGAUACCCGCCCCGCCAUGUUUUGGAGUCAACAAAAGUCAUAAAUAGCAUUAUAAAUAUUCACCUACCUUUUGAUAAUCUUCAUCAGAAUGCACUCCCAGCAAUCCCAGUUCCACAAUAAAUGUUUGUUUUGUUCGAUAAAGUAUGUCCAAUUACCUCCUUUUUGUUUGCGCAUUUAGUACAGUAAUCCAAAUGCGCAGGCACUUGGUCCAGACAAAGUCAAAAAAGUUAUAUUACAGUUAGUAGAAACAUGUCAAACGAUGUAUAUAAUCAAUCUUUAGGAUGUUUUUACCAUAAAUCUUCAAUAUUGUUUCAACCGGAGAAUUCCUUUGUCUUUAGAAAUGAAAGGGAACGGAGCUAACUCUCACGGGCAAGCGCCUGACUGAGCACAUGGCCUUCUGGCAGACCCAUGACUCAGCUCUCAUUCUCUCCCACUUCACAGUAGAAGCCUGAAACAAGGCUCUAAAGACUGUUGACAUCUAGUGGAAGCCUUGUGAAAUGCAAUAUGACCCCAUAGACACUGUAUAUUGGAUAGGCAAAGACUUGAAAACCUACAAACCUCAGAUUUCCCACUUCCUGACUGGAUUUGUUCUCAGGUUUUUGCCUGCCAUAUGAGUUCUGUUAUACUCCCAGACAUCAUUCAAACAGAUGUAGAAACGUCAGAGUGGUUUCUAUCCACAUCUACUAAUAAUAUGCAUAUCCUAGCAUCUGGGCCUGAGUAGCAGGCAGUUUAAUCUGGGCAUGAUUUUCAUUCGGACGUGAAAAUACUGCCCCCUACCCCAAAGAAGUUAACUGACUUGCCUAGUUAAAUAAAGGUAAAAUAAAAACAAAUCUGACAUCACGUGUAUUAAACAACUCACGCUGGUGUGACCGAUAGAGAUAUUUGGAACUCACAAGUGAAAAUGUUAAAUAUAAUAUUAAGUAUAUCAUGAAAUAGUUUGAUAACACUUUGUCAUCUUUUAAAUGACAUCAUACUCAACCGUUUAUCUUUUUUAAAAUCAGUAAUGAAGACAGGGAUGUCUCAUGGUAUGGUGACAUGGGUCAACUUUGAGCACCUUUAUCUUCUGAAUGUUUUGGCAUUCAGGUCCAAAAAGUCCUUUUCUGAUCACUUAUUCCAUGGGCAAACAUGUAUGGAAAGUGUUGUUUAAAUCAAAAAGUGAUUGACUUCAAAUGGAUUUACCCUUAUAGAUUUACAACGGGGCAGUGGCCUGAGCCAACCGUCACAUACAAACUAAUCCACGAUCAGAAUCCUGGGACGCCAGCUUUGCAGUCUAGUCAGCUACUCAGAUCUGCCGAGUCAGAAUCAGAACCUCAGAAAUUGUGGUGGGUGGACUGCUAUAGCUACUUAACAGGAGAAACAUGGAGUGCAUGUACAGUGCCUUCAGAAAGUAUUCAUACCCUUUCACUUAUUCCACAUUUUGUUGUGUUACAGCCUGAAUUCAACACAUUUAAUUUCUUCUACUUCUCACCCAUCUACACAAUACCCCAUAAUGAAAAAGUUAAAACAUGUUUUUAGAAAUGUUAGCAAAUUUAUUGAAAAUACAAUACAGAAAUAUCUAAUUUACAUAAGUAUUCACACCCUUUAGUCAAUACUUUGUAGCAGCUGUGUGUCUUUCUGGGAAAGUUUCUAAGAGCUUUCCACACCUGGAUUGUGCAACUUUUGCGUGCUAUUCUUUUCCAAAUUCAAGCUCUGUCUAAUUGGUUGUUGAUCAUUGCUAGACAACCGUUAUCAGGUCUUGCCAUAGAUUUUCAAGAAGAUUAAAGUCAAAACUGCAACUCGGGCCACUCGGGAAGAUUCACUGUCUUCUUGGUAAGCAACUCCAGUGUAGAUUUGGGCUUGUGGUUUAGGUUUUUGUCCUACUGAAAGGUGAAUUAAUCUCCCAGUGUCUGGUGGAAAACACUGAACCACGUUUUCUUUUAGAAUUUUGCCUGUGCUUAGCACCAUUUAGUUAAUUUUUUUAUCCUGACAAAUUCCCCAGUCCUUAACGAUUACAAGCAUACCCAUAACAUGAUGCAGCCAUCACUAUGCUUGAAAAUAUGGAGAAUGAUACGUUAUAAUGUGUUGCAUUGGAUUUGCCCCAAACAUAACACUUGGUAUUCAGGACAAAAAGUGAAUUAGUUUACCACAUUCUUAUGCAGUAUUACUUUAGUGCCUUUUUGCAAACAGUAUGCAUGUUUUGGAAUAUUUUUAUUCUGUACAGGCUUCCUUCGUUUCACUCUCUCAAUUAGGUUAGUAUUGUGGAGUAACUCCAAUGUUGUUGAUCCAUCCUCAGUUUUCUCCUAUCACAGCCAUUAAACUGUAACUGUUUAAAGUCACCAUUGGCCUCAUGGUAAAAUCCCUUCCUCUCCGGCUACUGAAUUCGGAAGGACGCCUGUAUCUUUGUACGGACAGGGUUUAUUGAUACACCAUACAAAGUGUAAUUAAUAAUUUCAUCAUGCUCAAAGGGAUAUUUAAUGUCUGCUUUAUUUUAUUUGAACCCAUCUACCAAUAGGUGCUGUUCCUUGUGAGGCAUUGAUACGAGGUAGUCAUUCAAAAAUCAUGUUCAACACUAUUAUUGCACAUAGUCCAUGCAACUUAUUAUGUGGCUUUUAAGCCCAUGUUUACUUCUGAACUUAAUGAGGUGUGCCAUUACAAAAGGGUUGAAUACUUAUUGACACUUCUGCUUUUCAUUUUUAAUUCAUUUGUAAAACAUGUAUAAACAUGAUUCAACUUUGACAUUAUCAGGUACUGUGUGUAGGCCAGUGGGGGAAAACAUCUACAUUUAAUCCAUUUUAAAUUAAUUCUGUAACACAACCAAAUGUGGAAAAAGUCGAGGGGGGUGUGAAUACAUUCUGAAGGCGCUGUAAAUAGACUUUGAAGCAUGAAUGGGUUUGGUCACACAUCUAAUGUGGGGUCCAUGUUACCUCAAUGUUCUCACAUAGACACAUCAAUAGCACACUGGCUAAAGCCAUGAUAUUUACUUGGUUUAAUCCAUAUAUGGGCCUUUCUUUUGUUAACUAUGUGGUAGGGUGUUUUUUCGCCCUCGGGACUGGAUGUUGGAGAGUAGUGCCAUUUAUCUUGUCAAUUAGCCAGCCAUUCCCCAGAGGAGUUGCCAUUUAUCUUGUCAAUUAGCCAGCCAUUCCCCAGAGGAGUUGCCAUUUAUCUUGUCAAUUAGCCAGCCAUUCCCCAGAGGAGUUGCCAUUUAUCUUGUCAAUUAGCCAGCCAUUCCCCAGAGGAGUUGCCAUUUAUCUUGUCAAUUAGCCAGCCAUUCCCAGAGGAGUUGCCAUUUAUCUUGUCAAUUAGCCAGCCAUUCCCCAGAGGAGUUGCCAUUUAUCUUGUCAAUUAGCCAGCCAUUCCCCAGAGGAGUUGCCAUUUUGAAACCUUACUUGUUUAUCCUCCGAUGACUUCUCAUAUCUGUCACCUUGAAAAUCAGGGAUUCUCCUGUUCAUCGUGUAUUAAUAGUUUAUUUAUUCAUGGUUUUGGGAGUGGAAUCAUGUAAAUGAGACAGUGUAUCUUUGACAUACUUGUACAGUUGUAGAAAAUGAUGGUAUGUUCAAUGAUGCUGAGUAUGGUUUGUUAAGGUGUGCCAAUGUACUGUGUAGCCCAAGUUAGGUCAACAUAACUUGUGAGGCUGUUGAGCUAUGUAAAUGGAAUAGUACUUAUGAUAUUAGCACACGUUUUUGACUUAUUGAAUAUACUUAGGGUCCAGUGUUUCCAGAUUUCUAUGAAAUAUGAUCCUAAAAUUAAUUACAAUUUGAGUGAAAUACUUUUCCUUCCAAAAAUGGGUAAUUAAGCAUGUUAAAACACAGCUUUUCUGGGUUGGAAUUGUGUGUGCGUACCCCAACAACAGAAUGGUGUGGGUGUAUUCCGUUCAUUAAAAAUGUUCAUGCAAGUUGACUGAAGAUUUCCCCGCUCAGCCAAUGAGGCAGGGUGACAUCAUUCUCUAUGGGUAAAUAGCCAGUCUUUUUUAAAUGGUCUGUUUGAGAUACAAGUUUGAGCUGGAGUUUAAGUGUUUUUUUUUUCUGUCCAAUUUAUGCUUUGGCCACAAAUCUGAGUAUGAAACGAGUCAACAAAAUGAUUUGGGUUUGAGUUAACAGAAUAUAUACUUUUAAAAGUUAGGUUUUCCCUGGACAGUUACUUUAAGUUUAAUGAGUCAUGCAUUUCAGUUUUGGAAAUGGUAUUCUUAAAGGCACUUAAACCUAGUUUGAACCAGAGCAUGCCUUUCUAGUGACUUUUUGCCAGUAGGCUACCUGCUAGAUAGUCUCUUCACACUUUUGUACAGUCAGCCACAAAGAGUUUAUGUGAAAAAUAAGAAAAGGUAAAAGCCUAAUUUUUUAAAUGAUGCCUGGGAUAAGUCAUACGACUGUUUCGCUUGCUAGGUUUGUGAUGCUAGGUCGGUUUUACAGUUUAUACUAUUUCAAUUCAAACAGGAUUUGACUGAUGUUAUAUUUCCAAACAACAAUUGAUAUGUUUAACUGGAAACCUCAAUUACAUAUACUAAAACCUCAACAUAUUUAUCAUAAAAUAUUUAACUAUAUUUUCGGGAAGUAGGUAUAAAUAAAUGUACAAAUGCACAAAAAGAUUACUGUACUGUAGUUUGUAGUUACCCAACAUCUGAUAAUCAACAUAUUGAAUAUAGUUUGUGGUUUCUUACUACUCUUAUAGCCUAAUAAAUAUUGUUUUUAGAUAAUUUAUGACUGACAUUGUUGAUAUAUUGUUAUUUUUUAAAUCAGCACGCGUUAAUGGAUGUUGAAUUUAAGAUAUGAUCCUUGUAGAGUGAACGUUAAAUCCUAAAAUGUUUUGUAAAAAAGGUGACAAUUGGUACUUAUACCACCACAACGAGGAAUAUGCCACAAUCUGUUCACCAAAUAGCUUUCUAGGUAUCGUUAAAGAAAAUUAAAGUGGACAGUCUAAGAUUUUGCACUAGUUGCUACUUUUGUGACUAUGUAUUAUGGGUGCCCUGGGAAAUAAAGAGGAAACUAUCUUCAUUUUGAGGAUAAAAACUACAGGACCAACUGAAUUUGUUUGGGUAGAUGUUUCUGCUUUUGCUUCCUUAUAUUAGUGAUGACAUUUUGUAGUAUACUGAAUAAUAGGAUACUAUGUUAGUAUCCCUUGAUCAGGUUCCGUGAUCAAACAUGUUUUUAGAAAUGUUUGCAAAUGUAUUGAAAAUGAAAUACAGAAAUAUGUAUUCACACCCCUGAGUCAAUCCACGUUAGAAUCACGGUUGACAGUGAUUACAGCUGUGAGUCUUUCUUGGUAAAUCUCUAAGAGCUCUGCACACCUCGAUUGUACAAUAUUUGCACAUUAUUCUUAAAAAAAUAUUCAAGCUCUGUCAAGUUGGUUGUUGCUCUGUCAAGUUGGUCAUUGCUAGACAACAAUUGUCAUUUCUUGCCAUAGAUUUUCAAGUAGAUUUAAGUCAAAACUGUAACUAAAGCCACUCAGGAAGAUUCAAUGUCAUCUUGGUAAGCAACUCCAGUGUCUGUUCAGCCUUGUGUUUUUCGGGUUAUUGUCCUGCUGUAAGGUGAAAAGAACCUGAAGCAACAAAAGCUAUUGCAAGUGUCUGGAACAGGUCAUUUUCCAUUAUUUUUCAGGAUUCUUGAUUACUAGUAUGCAAAUUGUAUUUUUGUAUUGGCUGCUAACGAAACAAAAGACAAUCAUUUUAGAGUGACAAGUCUUUUUUCAUGUGAAAGCUAACAUUGGUGCAUUUGAUUCAAAGUAGGACCUCUAUGUCUACUGUAUGCGGUACAAAAUAUGGUAUCUGAAAUGAUGCUACGGUAUUUGCUUCCACAUUGCAUUUAUCAGAAGUUCUGUAGGUUAUCUGGAGAAAUGUAAUCUAAUUAUCAAUUGAAAAUUAAAUUCCUCGGAAUGAUAGGCCUAGGUACUGUUAAAAAAAUUAAAGUGAACAAUCUGAGAUUUAGCACUAGUUAGUUGCUGUAUUACAGGUGUCCUGGGAAAAUAAAGAGCAAGCUAACUUCAUUUUGAGGAUGAAAAACAAUGAUUAAGCAAUAGGACCAAUUGAGUUAGUUUGGGAAGAUGUUUCUGCUUCCGUGCCCAUUAUAUUAGCGGUGAAACUAAAACUACCUCACAUAAAUUAGCAUGUGUCUUUAGAUUUUUACUAUCUAACAAAAGUUGCUCCCAUUUUUCCAGAACUCUUUCCUAAAACUUUCUUUGUCACCAUUUUUGAUAUUUUCUUCUUAUAGAAGAACUUUGAAUGUUUUGUACAAACAAAAUGUUUUCAGCAAUAAAUGUUUGCUCCCUGUGUAACAUUUCAUAGGUGAUGUUGUUUUGGAAAUCUCUAUUUCACUAGGUUACAUGAAUUAUUUAAAUUAUAUUACCUGUGGACUAUUUAUCUUAUGCUGUGUAAAUGGAACAACCUAUGACACCCUACCACAGGGUGGUGUAUUUUGAGACGGUCAAAUAAUGGAGGGUUGUCUUGAUACCAGUAUUGCGAUACCACGGCACUGAGUUUUCCAUGGCAAAAAGAAAACACAAAGCAUACUGAACUCUAUGGUCCUUUAAAAACCUGCUGUAUGUAAAAUAUUGUGUGAUGUAGCUUGGGAAUAAACAAAUGUGACUCUAGGUGACAAUAGAAGGCUUUGGCCGUGUUUGAGAACAUAAAAACCGCCAUGUACCAUGGGUGACUUGUGAUAGAUGUGUGGCAGGAGAGGAGUUCAUAAAGUAUGACCGGGAGAGGUAGAUGAAGCCAAAUGUAAGAUUAGAGCCAUUCUGAUAGAUGUGUGGCAGGAGAUGUGGGACAGCAAGCCCAAGGGUCUGCAUCUACUGUAUACAGUGGUUCCUCAACUAAAAGUUUUGAGAUUAUUCAGCGGGAUUUUGAGGUAAUUUGAGGUUAAGUACGGUACCCUGUGUCACUGUUUCAUUGCUUCACACCAGCGCAAGGGGGAGAAAGAGCACUGAUUACUCUUUUGGGUCCCAAGGCGCUAAUGUCUCUCUACUGUACAAUGAGUGGUCUAAAUAAAAAUCAAACUUUUCUUUUUGUU